Molecule: messenger RNA, 1320 nt
Organism: Mauremys mutica (yellowpond turtle)
Lineage: Eukaryota; Metazoa; Chordata; Testudines; Geoemydidae
Product: maestro heat-like repeat-containing protein family member 2B
Exons: 10
Coding region: 17-1237 (406 amino acids)
Cellular component (GO): cytoplasm
Source: RefSeq, a predicted model, not a curated record
AGCCCUUGGAAAGCUAAUGGAGACAUUGCUGGAGGAAGCACCAACCGCAGACUGGUUCCAGGAAAUGUUUGAACUCCUAAGGACAUGGUUCAGUUCAGGGAAGGAGUGGGAGAGAGAAAGGGCCUUGCAGGCCAGCACCCAGCUGCUGACUGCCUAUCAAGAGACAGUUCACAGCACAACUCAGGAAACUUUUAAUCAGUUUGGAUCUCUGAUUGGAGCAAUAGCACCAUACAGCUGUGAUUCACUGGCCACGUCUCGUCAGUGGGUGGUUGACUGUAUCAGCUGCCUUCUCUGUAUACAAGGCCAGCCCAUGAACCUGGGGUCAGCGGAGGAGGAGCUGAGAUGUCUCCGUGAAGAACUAACAGCAGCUCCGGACCCCGAGGCUCUGUUUCAGGCAUCUUCCAAAAUGGCCAGGGUUGUUAGUGAGUACUUUUCCCCAGAACAGGCCACAGACUUUAUUGAGGCCACAGUGGAAGGUAUGCUGUCUGCCAGCCCCACCUGUGCCACGGCAGCUGGACUGUGGAUGAAGGUUAUACUGAAGGAGUGUGGAGAUGCCAUGCCUGAUAAGGUGCCAGCUAUUCUGGAUAUAAUAUAUAGCCACAUGGCUACUAUCCAGGAGGGCAUCUUGAGGCAGUCCCUGCUGGAGGCAGUGUCUAUUCUAGCUCACCAUCACCUAGAGGCAGUGAUCUCCAGCCUCCUCAGCAACCAUCUGCUGAUGGACAGUGACAUCACUGAGCUUUGGGGAGACCCCUUGCUUGCCACUCAAGUCCUACAGGUCCUAAGAGAAAAAAUAAAGACUUCAACAAGGCAAGAAGGAAGCGUCACCUCAGAGACUGAAACUGACAGGCAUUUGGCAGCUGCUGAACCUCUCUCAGCAACAUGUGCCAUCUUUGAGGUGGUGUCAGCACUGCAGUCAAGCAAAGCUGUGCAGGAGCUGCUCCCAGAGUGGUUUCCUGUUCUCCUGCAGCAGGUCAGCCGAACCUCAGGACAAAAGAUGCCUUUGCCAAGGAUAAGAAGCCGGAGCCUAUUCCAAAAAGACCAACAACAUACUGAGGGCAACCCUUGCCGGUUUUCUGUCCAAGCGUUAGAAUCUGUGCUUUUCAAAGUUGGGAAUGAGAGACUGGUGAGAGUGCUCAGGCUGCAGAAAACAUGGAUUCUGCUUGAAAACCCCCAGACUCACCAUGAGGGAGUGUCUGCUGGUGAGAGUUCUGCUAAGAUCUGGACUAGUAACACCUGAGAUCAUUCAGAGCGUCCUCCCCUGGGUGAAUUCCCCAAUGGAAAACUUCCGAGUCACCGGCACAGCUUUCCUUGCCCAGGUAA